GAAAAAACGGAAAGUGUAUGUAAAAUAUCGUUCACUUGAAUGUCACAAGGGUAGCAACGUUGUCCUCCAACCCUCUGAUCAGUCUGUUACUGUGCUUGUCAGUUGAGGGUUAAAGUGAUUUUCUGAUAGCAACAGCUUGAUUAAAGAGAAUUAGCCAAAGCAGAUAAAAAUUAAUUUCCAAUAUUACAUCAUUUACAAAAGGGGAAACUAAAAACAUUUUACAAACAGCUUCAUGAGGAUCAGCCAUCAAGUCUGAAAAGAUAACUGUCCCAAAAGGUUACAGGAUCUGAGUUUCUGGAUACAGGAAUAACUUGUUACAGCAUGGGAAAACUUUGAACACAGAUCCAGUUUGUUAUGAUGGCAGGACCUAGUAAUGACAAGUGCAGCAGGUCAGUGGUUUGCAAUGAUGACCCUCCACCUCUGAGUAUUACACUGAAGGAGCUUGGAGAUUUGCCAAAGAAGGUGAAACAUUGGGACACGGACUAUUCUCCAGUUGACAUUCUGCUCUUGACUGCGGGGGAUUGCGAGUUCUUGGCUUGUCAUCAUUACUUGCGAGAUUCCUUUAGAAGCUAUGAGAAAUCCAUUGGAUAUGUGUACUUUGGAAAGAUGGGUGACGAUGAAGAGGAGUCACUGAAAGUUGCUUUAGUGAAGUGUUCUAAAGAAUCCUUGGAUCCUGGAGGUUCUCAAACUUCUGCUAAGAAUGCCAUCACACUCCUGAGACCUAAGGCUACCUUUUUGGUUGGUUUCUGCUACAGUUUGAAUCCUGACAAAGCCCAGCUAGGAGAUGUGGUGAUAUCCUCACAGCUUACAAUAGAUCAUCACAAAACCCCAGUGAGUAGGGAUGUUGGUAACCUUGUCAAAAGUGCAGCUGAUGGAUGGAAGGCACCAUUACAAAACCCAGAAGCGCAAAAGGUCAAAGUACAUUGGGAUGGAGAGAUUUUGAGUUGCUCUGAUCUGAUUGGUGCUGAACAGCAGUGUCAAUUACACCCUGGGGCAAUUGCAGUUGAAAUGGAAGGAAAAGGUCUUUUUGCAGCAGCUCAUGACAUGAAGAUGGAGUGGCUUGUUGUUAAAGGUGUUUGUGGUUUUGUACCUGGCAGUGCAACUAAAAACAAUUCAUGGAAGACUUUUGCUUGUGUUAUGGCAGCUUCUGUUGUAUCCAACAUGUUGAGUAACUCUUUUGUGUUUGGAGACUGGCCUCAUUACGGAGGUACUUCACCCCUCACUGAAGUACCCACUACUGGUCAUGGAAGAGAACUAGUAGAAUCAAGGGGAAGGACAGACAUUUCAGCUGAAGAGGAGAGUUGUAAAAGUGAUGAUCCUUCAGAAAAUAAACGUAGAAGGCUAGCAGAACCGUUGAAUGUUGAGAAGUGCCAAGAGAAGCUAAAAUCUUAUUAUGACACCUUCAGUAAGGUGAAAAUCGUUCCAUGGGACGAAAGCUCUUCCAUUCAGAUUGAUGAGAUCUACACACCUUUGAGUUGGGUGAGAGAUCACAGGAAGCCCAGCGGAGUGACACAAGAGGAACUUGAAGACUACACCGACAUGUUCAAGGGAAAACCAACACGAAUGCUUGUUUAUGGUCGGCCAGGAAUUGGCAAGAGUACGUUUUGUAAGAAGGCUGCGUAUGACUGGUCGAAAGCCUUAAAAGAAAUCCUAAAGAACUUUUAUGUUUUGAUUUUGAUUAAGUUGCGAGAUGUGUGUGACGCAGGAAACAUCCGUGAUGUUUUGCAUGCGUCUAAAUUACUGGCCAGUGAUGGUCCGAUCUCAGUUGAUAGUCUCUAUGAUUACAUAACUAACAAUCAAGAUAAAGUGCUUCUUAUUUUGGAUGGCUACGAUGAGUACAGCUGUGCAAAAGAACACUCACCCAUCCUUGAAAUUUGGAAGGGUGAGCAACUAAGAGAUUGUCACGUUAUUGUCACCACGCGUCAACUUAAAUGUGACGAGUUAAGAGGCCCCAGCCACGUUCAGUUAGAAAUUCAAGGUUUCAAAAGCUGGGAACGAAAAGAAACCUUUGCGAGAAAAUUUUUGGCAGGUGGAGAUGAUCUUGACGAGUUCAUGUCCUACCUGGAAGAAAAAGAUCUCCUUGACAUGGCAGAAAUACCUCUCCUCUUACUGAUGCUGUGUAUUUUGUGGAAAGAGAAACAUCACGAAGGACUGCCAAAAUCACGGGCCGACAUAUUCACACAAUUCAUUCAAACCAUGCUAGAUCACAAAGGUGAAAGUCAACAGCCUAUGCCAUUUCAGAAAGUGACCUCAACAGAAGCCAGAGAAGACCUUAGUAAUCUUGGAAAGGUUGCCUUUGAAGCACUUCUGCAAGACCGUCUUUACGUACGCUGCAGCGAACUCCCCGGCAAUAUUUCAAGAAGUUUUCAAAAAUUAAGUGAAGUUGGGCUUUUCCAGAUUGUCAAUCUUACGAGUCUCAAUCCUGAGAAAGGGGCCUAUUUCAUUCAUAAAUCCGUACAGGAGUUCCUUGCAGCCUGGCACAUUAAGGAGGAAGUGUUGUCGAAUAAAGGAGAAAGUACGCCUAGCCUUUCCAAAGUUGAAUCAUUUGAAAAGAUCGAUAAGAUGGAUGAAGUUCUGAAAUUUGCCUGUGAGCUGUCAACAGAAGCCGCGUGCGCAGUUUUCCAUCAUGUGGGGUCUGUUGGAAGAAAGGAAUCUGUGUGGGAAUGUGAUUUCAUUGAGCUGCUUCUGGAGGAUGACGAACUGUCUUUAAAUGAAGAACUGCCUUCAAAUGAAAAACUUUAUCUUGAGCUUAUCUCGCAUAGCUACUUUUGUUGUUCGGCCGAGAAGAGGCGGGAUCUCUGCUCAGUAUUUCCCUCUUGCACCGGAGGUGUUUUGUAUCUUGAUUCUAACACGGUGAACAUUACUGCAAAUGAACAUUUGCUGAAAUCUGGCAUGAUACCCGACUUUAUCUUUUUUCCUCUCUACGAAAAUUCUUCAGAGAAAAGCUAUCGAGACUUGAUCACUGUAGCGGAGGACACAAAUGCAGUAUUUUUGAGCUGUUCGGGCGAAAAGAAAGCCGCAGAUUUACUGAAGAAGUUCCCGCGUCGUUCUGUGGGCGAGUUCUUUUUGAAGAGAGAGAGAAAAAUCGUCGUUUAUGUUUAUCAAAUACACGUAGUAAAAUAUGGUAGCACUUUUCCGACUGAAAUGCUGCGAGAGCUCAUUUCGCCAACAGCAGAGUCUACUCAGGUGACGCGUCUUGUUGAUCCGUUGAAUGAACACGACAGCGAAACAGCUUCGAGUUUGACUCAGAACACUGAUAGCAUCACUGGUCCGACUCCUCAGAGCCUUUCCUUUGUGAAGCGGAUUGAUAUUGAGGGCAUAGAAAGGCAAGAGAUAAAGAUGCUGGCUGAUUUCUUACCACUUUUCACUGCUCUGCGUCAUAUAUAUAUUUCUGGGAAAUCCUUUGAAGUCAUUGAUGCUCAGUUGACAGAGACCCUGGUGUCUCGUAUCAUCUUCACUGACAGACUUCACACAUUAACACUUGUGUAUAUCAAUUUAACAGCCAAACCUGCCGCAGUCGUCGCCAGAUCUCUGCACCAGUCUCCUAGCCUGGAACACCUCAACUUGUCACAAAACCCUCUUGGUGAAGGAGUAAGUGUUCUUACUCAACAUCUCAGCUGUGUUCCUCACCUGGAGAUUCUGUGCCUUUUUGAUGUUAAAAUGACAAAGCAGCAAGUGAAUGAAUUGAGUGCAGCUGUACGUCAGAGUAAGAUCUUCCGGUUGGAAACACAAUACCACGAUCACAAAGGGAAUGUCAAACCUGAAGAAGAAUGGCCAACAGAUGAGUUCUGGAGUGGUUAUUGGAGCGAAUCAGAAGAAGAGUCAGAUCCUGGGUCAGUUACUGACUCAGGUGAUGAGGAGGAGCCGACUCCAGGUACUGACUCAAGGAAGAGCCUGAGUCCUGCCUGGAAACGUAACUGA
This is a messenger RNA of Pocillopora verrucosa, 3921 nucleotides long. Lineage: Eukaryota; Metazoa; Cnidaria; Anthozoa; Scleractinia; Pocilloporidae. The record is from RefSeq and is a predicted model, not a curated record.